This is a messenger RNA of Uloborus diversus, 1356 nucleotides long. RefSeq names its product zinc finger Ran-binding domain-containing protein 2-like. The transcript has 9 exons. Gene Ontology annotation, biological process: RNA processing. Lineage: Eukaryota; Metazoa; Arthropoda; Arachnida; Araneae; Uloboridae. The coding region runs from base 169 to 1029 and encodes 286 amino acids. The record is from RefSeq and is a predicted model, not a curated record. Gene Ontology annotation, molecular function: lipopolysaccharide binding; RNA binding.
UCGCCUGUAAUGUUUUUUACUACGUGAUACAUAUUGUGUAUAUGGUUAGGAUUUUGUUAUGCAUUUAUUUGACAAUAAAUACAUAAAAUUAAUCUCUCAGUGAUUUAGGUUUGUUCAUGUAAUAGUAGUUCAGACAGCCUGCUUGUUUGUAAACUAAAUACUGAAAAGAUGAAUGACGGUGACUGGAUAUGCUCUGACACCCAGUGUAGCAAUAUCAAUUUUGCUAGAAGAACAACUUGCAACAGAUGUAGUAAAGAAAAAACAGCUAUACCUCAGCGUAAAAAACUAGGCCAUGAGAUUGGUAAAGCUGCUGCAGAAAAAAGCCGUGGGCUGUUCAGUGCAGAUGACUGGCAGUGUGGCAGAUGUGGCAAUGUAAAUUGGGCUCGAAGGCAACAGUGUAAUAUGUGUAAUGCUCCUAAAUUUGGUGAAGUUGAAGAAAGAACAGGUCUUGGUGGAGGUUAUAAUGAAAGAGAAAAUGUAGAAUAUAUUGAAAGGGAUGAAUCUGAUGGAGAGUAUGAUGAGUUUGGAAGGAAGAAAAAGAAAUAUAGGGGAAAUGACGAAAAGCCAAUAAAAAGUGUUCCCAUCAUAAAAGAAGAAAAACCAAAAGUACUUCCCAGUGUUGGUGAUGAAGAAGACGAUGAGGAAGAUGAUGACGAAGAUGGCGAUCUAUCUAAAUAUGAUCUUACAGGAUGGGGAGAUGAUGAUGAUGAAGAAAAUUCUACAAAGAAGAAUAAACAGUCACCUUCUAGAUCACAUUCUUCUGCGUCUUCAAGAACUGAAAGCUCACGCUCUAGGUCUAGGUCAUCUAGCAGUUCAUCUCGUUCUUCAAAGUCUUCUCAUUCUAGUUCUGAAUCAGAAAAGUCAAAGUCAAAAAAUAAAAGACAUUACUCCAGGUCCAGGUCUGGCUCACCAGUGAACAGGAAAAGAAGUAAAAAAGAAUCUAGUAGUAGCAGGUCCUCUACACCUUCAUCUAAGUCAAGAUCAAGAGACAGGUCAGCUUCAUCUUCUCCAGUUAGCCGAAAAAAGUAGUCAACUUCGGACCAAGUAGCAAGAGUUCAAGCUCUAAGCAGUGGACAAGAGAUCAAGUGCUCUUCUUUAUUGAAAAUGCAUGUGCGUCCCUCUUUUUAUAUCACUUCUUUUUUUUUCUCUCUCUUAAAAAAAUUGAAAAUCUCUUCCUUUUCAGUAUUCUAUUUAAAAGCGUUGCUUACCAAUCCGUAGCCCAUUACAGAGUUAUAUUUAGAACACACAAAUGUACAAUUUCAUCACAAGUUUGCUUCUUCAUAUCAUCCUGAUGCAUGUUUUUCUACAUGCUGAAAAUUUUAAAAUGUACUCCAAUACAAUAAAUUAUACUUUGAA